Eptesicus fuscus (big brown bat) is the source of this 1575-nucleotide messenger RNA. RefSeq names its product docking protein 7 (gene DOK7). The record is from RefSeq and is a predicted model, not a curated record. The transcript is spliced from 7 exons. Gene Ontology annotation, molecular function: protein kinase binding. Gene Ontology annotation, biological process: positive regulation of protein tyrosine kinase activity; neuromuscular junction development. Bases 23 to 1531 code for a protein of 502 amino acids. NCBI's taxonomy places the organism in Eukaryota, Metazoa, Chordata, Mammalia, Chiroptera, Vespertilionidae.
GCGGCGGGAACCAUGACAGAAGAUGACCGAGGCGGCGCUGGUGGAGGGCCAGGUCAAGCUGCGGGACGGCAAGAAGUGGAAGAGUAGGUGGCUGGUGCUGCGCAAGCCGUCGCCCGUGGCAGACUGCCUGCUGAUGCUGGCCUACAGGGACCGGGCGGAGCGCGCCAAGGGCCUGCGCGAGCGCAGCAGCCUGACGCUGGAGGACAUCUGCGGCCUGGAGCCCGGCCUGGCCUACGAGGGCCUGGCCCACACGCUGGCCGUCGUCUGCCUGUCGCAGGCCGUCAUGCUCGGCUUCGACAGCCGCGAGGCCAUGUGCGCCUGGGACGCCCGCAUCCGCCACGCCCUCGGCGAGGUGCACAGGUUCCCCGUGACGGUGGCCCCGGGCACCAAGCUGGAGAGCGGCCCUGCCACCCUCCACCUCUGCAACGACCUGCUGGUCGUGGCCAGGGACGUGCCCCCGGCCGUGGCGGGGCAGUGGAAGCUGUCGGACCUCCGGCGCUACGGGGCGGUGCCCAACGGGUUCAUCCUGGAAGGCGGGACCAGGUGUGGCUACUGGGCCGGCGCCUUCUUCCUGGCCUCCGCCGAGGGGGAGCGGAUCAGCUUCCUGUUCGACUGCAUCGUCCGGGGCAUCUCCCCGACCAAGGGCCCCGCCGGGCUGCGGCCGGUCCUCCCAGACGCCGGCCCUGGGGGGCCCCCCACCGCGGAGGAGCGAGUGGCCCAGGAGGCCCUGGAGGCCCUGCAGCUGGAGAAGCGGCUCAGCCUCCUCUCCCACUGCGGCCGGCCGGGCAGCGGAGGCGACGACCGCAGCCUGUCCAGCUCCUCGUCGGAGGCCAGCCACUCGGACGUCAGCGCCGGCAGCCGGCUGGCCGCGUGGCCGGAGCAGUCCUCGUCCUCCGCCAGCGCCUCGCAGGAGGGGCCCGGGCUGGCGGCUUCCGCCCUCGGGGAGGCCGCGCCGGGCGCCUCCCGGCCGCCCCCCAGGCCCCUGCGGCCGCGGCAGCUGCAGGAGCUGGGCCGCCAGAGCUCCUCGGACAGCGGCAUCGCCACGGGCAGCCACUCCUCCUACUCGGGCAGCUGCUCGUCCUGCGCGGGGAGCAGCCUGGACGUGUGGCGCGCGGGCGAGGAGUUCGGCUCGCAGCUCAGCCUGCCGGCGGCGGGGGCGCCCGAGCCCCGCCUGUGCGCCUGCCCGCCCGGGGCCGCCGAGUACCAGGUGCCCGGCGCCCCGCGGCCCCACUACGACACGCCCCGCAGCCUGCGCCAGGCCCCCCGGGACCGGACCCCGGCGGCGCAGGGCGGCCCGGGCGACAGUGCAGCCGGGGACCCGGGCGGCCCGACGUCCGCGGGGUGUCCCUCUGGCUGGCUGGGCGCGAGACGGCGGGGCCAGGAGACGGAGGCCCCGGGCAGCGAGGCGGCCCCGCCCAGCCCGGCCCCCCCAGAGCCCUGGGAAGCAGGCGGCCUCCGCGCGGGGCCCCCGCCGGCUUUCUUUUCCCCGUGCGCGGCCUGCGGAGGACUCAAGGUAAACCCCGCUCCCUAGGCGGGGCCGCCGCGGGGGUGUCCGUUAGCCGUUCGGGGCGUCGG